Messenger RNA from Bufo bufo (common toad), 976 nucleotides. Its product is annotated as izumo sperm-egg fusion protein 1-like. Bases 2 to 976 code for a protein of 324 amino acids. The record is from RefSeq and is a predicted model, not a curated record. The transcript has 10 exons. NCBI's taxonomy places the organism in Eukaryota, Metazoa, Chordata, Amphibia, Anura, Bufonidae.
AAUGGCUAUGGAAGAAUUCAACACCUUUAUCAAAAGCCAAGUCGAUGACAUUGACUCAAUAGAAGCCUAUGUCAACAUCAAGCGGUUUGCCAAAGUCACCGAGAAAAAAGUCCUGAACUACCUUGAGGAUGAAGUCGGCAUACUGGAUAAAUAUGCUAUAUCCGAAAUUGCGUCUGAAUAUAAAAAAUCUGUGGACGUCAUCCAGGAUAUAGAUUUUAAGGAGAUCCAGCUUCUUCACAUCAUUGGACUCCAUUUCCAGCGACUCCAAGAAAAGCUCAAGGUUAUCGUCCAGGACUCAAACCAACGUAAGUGGAAUCUUCUUCUGUCUACCAUUGUACUUAUCUUCUACGUGUCUGGUGCAGACAGCUGUGACUACUUGGAGAGAUGCAGCUGCCUGUGCACCUCCAACAGAUGUUUCGAUCUGAAAACUGGACGGUCCUGCUCUCCAUGUAAAGAUCACAAGUCUCACCUGGCAGAGACUGUAAACUGUGGAGAGAUAAAUAUAAAAAUCCCAGAAUAUGAAGAACUAAUUCUGGACUGUACUUUUGAAUGGUACGCGAGGCUGGAGGACACCUAUAACAACGUGUUCACCCUGCCUCGUGAACACAAUCCCAAAAUCACCCGGGAGCCCUAUCUAGUGAUCAAGGGCGUACAGAUGGGGGACUCCGGACGGUACACGUGUACCACCAUCCUGGACUCUGAGGUGCCAGUGAGUAAGAUCACCUAUAACGUGGCAGUUAUCAGCGAAUCGGAACAGGCGACAAAAAAAUACCAUCCUCGCCCUACACUUCCUGAUGUGCUUGACAUCACAGCGCCUGAGCCGCCACUUCUAGAGGAGCUACAGAACAACAAUGCUUCCCUCAUAGCAAUAUCUGUGGCCGGCUCCGUCACCAUCAUGCUGAUCGCUGGCAUAUGCAUCUGCAUGUUCUGGAGGAAAAUGAAAUCUAGAGAGCCUCUGGAAAAAGAGCCAGUGUGA